AUCGAUCGCGAGCGCGUAGCGAUUGCUUCUGUCUGUUGUUUAGGUAUGGUGCCGGCGACGAAGCUGCAAGGCGGCGGGAACCCGGGCGGGGGUCUCGCUCUGUGCUGACCGCGACCCGGGGCAGAGUGGGCUAUGGAGGAGCCCGGCUUGUUGGUCACGGGAGACCGCGCCCGUGGCCGGAGCUGGUGCUUGCGGCGGGUAGGGAUGAACGCCGAGUGGCUGGUGCUGGAGGAAGGAAACGAGGUGACUAUAGGGCGAGGAUUUGGUGUCACAUACCAACUGGUAUCAAAAAUCUGCCCUCUGAUGAUUUCCCGAAACCAUUGUGUUUUGAAGCAGAAUGUCCAGGGCCAGUGGACAAUUAUGGACAACAAGAGUCUGAAUGGUGUUUGGCUGAACAGAGAACGUCUAGAACCUUUAAAGGUGUAUUCUAUCCAUAAGGGAGACCACAUCCAGCUUGGGGUGCCUCUGGAGAAUAAGGAGAAGGCAGAGUAUGAAUAUGAAGUUGCUGAAGAAGACCGGGAGAGGAUGUACCCUUGUCUCGCCCCAAAGAAUGACCAGAUGACGGGAAAAAACAGGGGAUUGAGAACUAAACGGAAAUUUAGUUUGGAUGAAUUAGAGGGUCCUGGAGCUGAAGGCCCCUCAACUUUGAAAUCCAAAAUGAGUAAAGUGUCUUGUGAACCUGGUCAACCAGUGAAGUCUCAUUGGAAAGGUGAAGCGGCCAGUCAACCCUCUGAAUAUUUGGAUCCUAAGUGGACUUCUCUUGAGCCAAAGGAGAAGGCCACAGAGGCUCGUGUUCACCCUGGCUUCGCAAAAGUCAUAGAGCUUCAUCAUAAGAAGCAGAAAGCCUCAAACCCUACAGCAUGUCAGAGCAGCUUAGAGCUAUUCAAGGUGACCAUGUCCAGGAUUCUGAAGCUGAAAACACAAAUGCAGGAAAAACAGGUAGAUGUCCUGAAGGUGAAAAAGCAGACUCAAAAAGGGAACUCAAAGAAAAUUGUGAAAAUGGAGCAGGAGCUGCAGGACUUACAGUCCCAGCUGUGUGCAGAGCAGGCCCAGCAGCAGGCCAGAGUGGAGCAGCUGGAGAAGACUUUCCAGGAAGAGGAACAGCAUCUCCAGGGUUGGGAGAAGGAGCAAGGAGAAGAGGACCUGAAGCAGCAGCUGGCCCAGGCCCUGCAGGAGCAUCAGGCUCUAACGGAAGAGCUAAAUCGCAGCAAGAAGGACUUUGAAGCAAUCAUUCAAGCCAAGAACAAAGAACUGGAACAGACCAAGGAAGAGAAGGAGAAGGUGCAAGCACAGAAGGAGGAAGUGCUUAGCCACAUGAAUGACGUGCUGGAGAAUGAGCUCCAGUGUAUUAUUUGCUCCGAAUACUUCAUUGAGCAAAGAGACUGUCCUGAAGACCACGCUCCAGGGGUGUUCGAGGGACUGCCAGGCAGUGGGAGCUUGGGAUGGCCUGGAGGAUCAUCUGUGGACAGGCCGCUCCGAGAGAGAGCGCGGGACGGAGCCACGUGGGACAGAGACCGAGCUAGGCAGUCCUCCUCAUGAGCCCCCGUGUUGGCCGGCCACGCUGCCACCGAUAGACUCUGCCUCACUGCGUGUUGAAUGGGUUAUGUAUUUCUGUUCUGCUUUUUAAAUUAACCAUUUUUGUUAUCGUUUUGGUACCUCAGAAGCACCUCAGUUGACAUUUGUUUUGGACAGGUUGGGUGUACCCCUACGGCUGCCCCUAAAAGUUAAGGCAGCCUUUCUUGGAGAGGAGGGCCUACCUCUUUGUGAAAACAAGAUGUCAUUUGCUGAAAAUAAAAUGUAAAGCCUGUCGGUUGCUCA
Messenger RNA from Ailuropoda melanoleuca (giant panda), 1818 nucleotides. RefSeq names its product ring finger protein 8 (gene RNF8). Lineage: Eukaryota; Metazoa; Chordata; Mammalia; Carnivora; Ursidae. Gene Ontology annotation, biological process: ubiquitin-dependent protein catabolic process; double-strand break repair; protein K48-linked ubiquitination. The transcript has 7 exons. The record is from RefSeq and is a predicted model, not a curated record. Bases 133 to 1539 code for a protein of 468 amino acids. Gene Ontology annotation, molecular function: histone binding; ubiquitin protein ligase activity; metal ion binding. Gene Ontology annotation, cellular component: cytosol; ubiquitin ligase complex; nucleus.